AUGUCCAAAACCUUCACUCGCGCCGAGGUCGCGCAGCACAACACCGAAGACUCCCUCUGGUGCAUCAUCGACCACCGCGUCUAUGACCUGACCGAUUUUAUCGACGCCCACCCCGGCGGUAGUGUCGUCCUCGCGCAGGUCGCAGGCCAAGACGCAACGACAGACUUCUACAACCUCCACCGCCAAGAAGUCCUCGAGAAGUACCGCGACCAGCUCUGCAUCGGCACCAUCAAAGGCGAGAAGCCCGAGGUUAUCACGCCCGAGCCCGGCGCGCUGAGCCCCGUCCCCUACGCGGAGCCCCUAUGGCUGCGCCCCGAGUUCAAGAGCCCGUAUUACAAGGAGAGCCAUCGGCGGCUGCAGCGGGCGAUGCGGGAGUUCACGGAUCGCCAUGUAACGCCGGAGGCGCAGGAGAAAGAGAGAGACGGAACGUAUAUCAGCCAGGGGUUGAUUGACAAGAUGGCAGAGGAGGGUGUUCUGGCGAUGCGCUUGGGUCCUGGAAAGCAUCUGCAUGGGCUGAAGCUGGUGGGUGGUGUUGUGGAUGGGAAGGAGUUUGAUUACCUGCAUGACAUGAUUGUUGCACAGGAGAUGGUGCGGAGUAACGCGCGAGGCUUCCAGGACGGGAACAUGGCUGGUAUGGUCAUCUCGUUGACGGCUGUCCAGCAGUGGCUUCGCAAUGCUCCUCUGCGUGAGAAGGUCACUGAGGAAGUCCUCUCGGGCCGCAAGAAGAUGUGCUUGGCUAUCACUGAAGCGUUCGCUGGAAGUGAUGUGGCUGGCCUCAAGACCACCGCGACAAAGACGCCGGACGGAAAGCACUAUAUUGUCAAUGGCACCAAGAAAUGGAUCACCAACGGCAUGUUCGCUGACUACUUCGUCACCGGCUGCCGCACCGAGAAGGGAUUUACCGUCCUUCUGAUCCCCAGAGGCGAUGGCGUCGAGACCAAGCAGAUCAAGACGUCCUACUCGACCGCCGCCGCGACAGCGUUUGUGCAGUUCGAGAACGUCAAGGUGCCCGUGGAGAACCUGCUGGGCGAGGAGCACAAGGGUUUCAUCGUCAUCAUGAGCAACUUCAACCACGAACGGUUCACAAUGGUCUGCGCUGUCAUCCGCAUGUGCAUGACCGUGACCGAGGAAUGCAUGAAGUGGUGCAACCAGCGCAUUGUCUUCGGCAAGAAGCUGAUCGAGCAGCCCGUGAUGCGUCAAAAGCUGGCCCGCAUGAUCUCUCUUUGCGAGUCCAACCAGGCCUGGUUGGAAUCCAUCGCUUACCAGAUGUGCAACAUGACCUACGCCGAGCAGGCUGCGCACCUGGGCGGCCCCAUCGGUCUGCUCAAGUCGCACGCUACCCGCUCCGCCCAGGAGAUUGCCGACUAUGCCACGAACAUCUUCGGUGGUCGUGGGCUGACCCAGACCGGAAUGGGCAAGGUUAUCGAGAUGUUCCACCGGACGUACAAGUUUGAUGCGAUCCUCGGCGGCACGGAGGAGAUCCUAGCUGAUCUCGGAGUGAGACAGGCGUUCAAGAAGUUCCCUAAGGCGAUGCUGUAG
Messenger RNA from Aspergillus clavatus NRRL 1, 1539 nucleotides. Its product is annotated as acyl-CoA dehydrogenase family protein. NCBI's taxonomy places the organism in Eukaryota, Fungi, Ascomycota, Eurotiomycetes, Eurotiales, Aspergillaceae. Gene Ontology annotation, molecular function: acyl-CoA dehydrogenase activity; flavin adenine dinucleotide binding; heme binding. The record is from RefSeq and is a predicted model, not a curated record. Bases 1 to 1539 code for a protein of 512 amino acids. The transcript has 4 exons.